AUGGAUAACAAGACCUACGUAUCGGAUUCUCUGAUCCGCCUGACGGGCGCGUCAGAUCCGAUCUCAGUAGACUUUGUGCUUGCCGAAGCCAGCUCAGCCAAGUCCGCGUCCGCCCUCCAAGACAAGUUGCUUUCCUUCCUCGAUGGCAGCCCCAACGAGAUUGGUGCAUUUUGUAGCCAGCUAUUUUCUCGCGUGGGGAAAGCACCACAGCCCAGUCCUUCGGCCGCCCAGAGUGCAACAAAAAAAGCAUCUACAAAAAAGAAAUACAGCAUGGUAGAUAUGGGCGAAGACCUUGAUCCCGAGCCGGGGCUGGGUCCCGUCAAUGUCGAAGCUGAGCGCGACCGACGAAGACGGCGGGACAAAGAGAGGGAUGGUGAGAGAGACCGAGGCAGUCACAGAGAGAUAGAUGACAACCGGAAACGAGACCGUAGCCGCGACGCUGAGAGUCGCGACCGUCCACGAUCGAAGAAGCUGCGGAAGAAGGAUUCAGAUUUCGAUGACCGAUGGGGUGACGAGGAGGCUGCAGAGGAUGAAGCGUAUUCCGAUGCGGGUCCAGACGAGUUUGCAGAGUCGCCCUCAAAACGCACGAGACUCGCGGAUGGAUCUGCUUCCCCACGCCCUGCAUCACCGACCGACGAUAUUGAUCCGCAGACCAAACAAGAGAUUGAUCGUCAACGUGAUCUCCGCGAAAGAGAUGAAUUCGCCCAGAGAUUGGCAAAGAAAGAUAAUAGCAAAUCCAAGAAGAUCGUGGAGGACCGGACUCGAGAUGGCGAAGCUGCACGACGCCGCGCUUUGGCUGACGACGCUGAUGCCCGGGCAGCAGUGAUGCCUGACUUGCGACUCCGUUCCCGCCAAGAAUACUUGAAGAAGCGUGAGACAGAGCGACUGGCAUUGUUGCGACGUCAAGUUGCCGAAGAGGCUGCGGAACUACGCGAGAACCCUAAUCUGACUCGCCGCGAGAAGGAAGAAUUUGCACGUAACAAGGAGGUUUUACGCAUCGCCGAAGAGCGGCUACGGAUUGACGACCACCGCGAUGGCUACAUGAUGCCGGAUGACUAUAUUACGGAGAAGGGAAAGAUUGAUCGAAAAAAGAAAGAAGAUGCACUCUAUAAGCGAUACGUCGAGCGCGACGAGUCGGGACAGGAGAAAUUUGUUACGGAGCACGAGGAAUGGGAGCUUGAGCAAUCGGCCAAGGCCAAGGCGCAAAUCAACAAGGCGGAGUUCGUUGAUGAAGGAGACUAUGAGUACGUCUUUGAUGAUUCACAGCAGAUCAACUUUGUCAUGGAUUCCAAGCUCGAAGGCACAGAAAAGAUGUUGACCCAGGAACAACGUCGGUUCAAGGAGGAAAUGGAUGCAGCGGAGAAGAAGGCGUUGACCAUGGAGGAGACGCGAAAGAGUUUGCCCAUCUACCAGUUCCGUGACCAGAUCAUCCAGGCAGUGCAUGAACACCAGGUUUUGAUCAUUGUCGGUGAAACUGGUUCCGGAAAGACCACGCAGAUUCCGCAGUAUCUUCAUGAAGCCGGCUACACCAAGGAUGGCUUGAAGAUCGGUUGCACUCAACCCCGUCGAGUGGCUGCCAUGAGUGUUGCUGCCCGUGUAGCGGAGGAAAUGGGCUCCAAGAUUGGAAAUGAGGUCGGCUAUGCCAUUCGCUUCGAGGAUAACACCAGUGACAAGACUAUUCUCAAGUAUAUGACCGAUGGAAUGCUUCUGCGAGAACUCUUGACGGAGCCAGACCUGAGUCAGUAUUCAGCAUUGAUGAUUGACGAGGCCCACGAGCGGACGGUGCCAACGGAUAUUGCUUGUGGUCUUCUCAAGGACAUUGCUAAAGCACGACCCGACCUGAAACUUCUCAUCUCUUCCGCGACAAUGGAUGCACAGAAAUUCCAGAAAUACUUUGAUGAUGCACCUAUUUUCAACAUUCCUGGUCGACGAUACCCCGUUGAUGUGCACUACACCUCACAGCCAGAGGCCAACUAUCUGGCGGCUGCCAUCACCACGGUCUUCCAGAUCCACGUCACACAGGGCCCCGGAGAUAUCUUGGUAUUCUUGACCGGUCAGGAGGAGAUUGAGGCCGCCGAACAGAGUCUCCAGGAGACAGCUCGGAAGCUGGGUAGUAAAAUACCGGAAAUGAUCGUCUGUCCCAUCUACGCCAAUCUGCCAUCCGAGUUGCAGACCAAGAUUUUUGAGCCCACGCCACCCAAGGCGCGCAAGGUGGUCCUGGCGACAAACAUUGCCGAGACCAGUUUGACCAUUGAUGGCAUUGUUUACGUGAUUGAUCCCGGUUUUGUCAAGGAAAAUGUGUUCAACCCGCGUACGGGCAUGGAGAGUUUGGUAGUGACGCCAUGCUCUAGGGCCUCAGCGAACCAGCGAGCAGGACGUGCUGGACGUGUUGGACCCGGUAAAUGCUUCCGACUUUACACUAAGUGGGCAUACUACAAUGAGUUGGAAGAGAACACCACGCCUGAGAUCCAGCGCACGAACCUCAACGGGGUUAUCUUGAUGCUGAAAUCCUUGGGUAUUGAUCAGCUUCUUGACUUUGACUUUAUGGACCCGCCACCUGCGGAGACUAUCAUUCGAGCUUUGGAGCAACUCUACGCACUUGGAGCUCUCAACGACCGUGGAGAUCUGACAAAGGUGGGCCGACAGAUGGCCGAAUUCCCGACGGACCCAAUGCUGGCAAAGGCGAUCCUCGCGGCAGGGCAGUAUGGAUGUGUGGAGGAGGUCCUCUCGAUCGUGUCGAUGCUAAGCGAGGCCAGCGCCCUGUUUUUCCGACCGAAAGACAAGAAGAUCCAUGCCGACAGUGCACGCAACCGUUUCACUAUCAAGGAUGGUGGAGAUCACUUGACGUUGCUCAAUAUCUGGAAUCAAUGGGUGGAUUCAGACUUCAGUGUUGUGUGGUCCAAGGAGAAUUUCCUCCAGCAGCGUAGCCUGACCCGGGCGCGUGAUGUCCGUGAUCAGCUUGCCAAGUUGUGUGAUCGAGUAGAAGUGACGAUCAGCACCUGCGGCGCCAAUAACUAUAUCCCGAUCCAAAAGGCCAUCACGUCCGGCUUCUUCCCCAACGCCGCACGUUUGCAGCGUGGAGGUGACAGCUACCGUACGAUCAAAAACGGGCAGUCCGUAUACCUUCAUCCUUCCAGCACGCUGUUUGAGGUUAACCCACGAUGGGUGAUCUACUUUGAGCUGGUACUUACCAGCAAGGAGUAUAUGCGCAGUAACAUGCCCCUACAGGCAGAGUGGCUGGUGGAAGUUGCACCCCAUUAUUACAAGAAGAAGGAUCUAGAGUCAUUAGGAUUAGAUCGCAAAGUGCCCAAGGGUACAGGAGCCACUGGAGAGAAGAGUCGGACAUGA
This is a messenger RNA of Penicillium odoratum, 3348 nucleotides long. RefSeq names its product putative mRNA splicing factor RNA helicase (Cdc28). The record is from RefSeq and is a predicted model, not a curated record. NCBI's taxonomy places the organism in Eukaryota, Fungi, Ascomycota, Eurotiomycetes, Eurotiales, Aspergillaceae. Gene Ontology annotation, molecular function: ATP binding; RNA binding. The transcript has a single exon. The coding region runs from base 1 to 3348 and encodes 1115 amino acids. Gene Ontology annotation, cellular component: intracellular anatomical structure; catalytic step 2 spliceosome.